This is a messenger RNA of Myotis brandtii (Brandt's bat), 854 nucleotides long. It is a transcript of the gene SPACA1, whose product is annotated as sperm acrosome associated 1. Gene Ontology annotation, biological process: acrosome assembly. The record is from RefSeq and is a predicted model, not a curated record. Bases 1 to 837 code for a protein of 278 amino acids. The transcript has 8 exons. NCBI's taxonomy places the organism in Eukaryota, Metazoa, Chordata, Mammalia, Chiroptera, Vespertilionidae. Gene Ontology annotation, cellular component: acrosomal membrane.
AUGAAGGGCCCCGGCCGGGCCCGCUCCCUGGACGAGGAGGAGCACGAAGGCGAAGGUGAUGGCGAGGGCGAGGCCGAGGCCGAGGAGGAGGCGGAGAACUACCCGGGCGAGUCCGAGCACCCUUCGCAGCCCGAGGGCGAAGAGGAGGAGGAGGAAGGUUCAGAAAUGAAAGUAGUUAAAGAAGUAGAAUUUGGAAUGUGCACUGUUACAUGUGGUGUUGGUAUUAGAGAAGUUAUGUUAACAAAUGGAUGCCCUGGAGGUGAAUCUAAGUGCAUUGUACGGGUGGAAGAAUGUCGUGGACCAGUAGACUGUGGCUGGGGUAAACCAAUAUCAGAAAGUCUUGACAGUGUGAAACUGGCCUGUGUUCAUACAGCUCCUGAAAAUCGUUUCAAAUAUAUUUGGAAAAUUCUAAGGCCAGAGCAACAACCCGUUGUACUUGCAAAUGAUUCAGCAAUCCUAGAAGUAAGCAGGCCAAUUCACCCCUUGGAUUAUGAGUGCGAUACCUUCGAGAAUAAUGAAAUAGUAGCAUCUCUUAGAUUCACAGUCUAUACCUCAAAUGAAUUGCAGAUGAAAAGAUCAAAAGGACCGGACACUGAUGCAGUGCUGGUUUUUGUGCUGACCAUAGGAGUUGUGAUGUGUAUAUUUGUGAUCUUUGUGCUGAUCUUCAUAAUUAUAAACUGGGCGGCAGUAAAGACUUUCUGGGAAGGAAAAGUCUCAGGGACUGAGGUACGUUCUGAGCAGACUUCAGUGAAAGGCAAAGGGUCAGCUUCUCUUGAACGAUCACCAACAGGAAUGCAUGGACGUGAAGAUGAUGCCCUGAGCGAGUGGAAUGAUUAAUGUGUAACAAGCCAAAG